This is a messenger RNA of Parasteatoda tepidariorum (common house spider), 782 nucleotides long. Its product is annotated as probable GH family 25 lysozyme 3. The record is from RefSeq and is a predicted model, not a curated record. NCBI's taxonomy places the organism in Eukaryota, Metazoa, Arthropoda, Arachnida, Araneae, Theridiidae.
UAUCUAUAAAUAUCGCGUUUUCUUUUCAAUUUUUACGAAGGUAUAUAAGAGAGAAACAGGUAAAGGAAACAUAUAAGCUACCCUUUAAGACGUCUAUCAGCUACGAUAAAAAUGAAAUACCUUGGCAUUAUUCUCAUGUCAAGCUUGACAUUUAUUUUGUCACCAUGUAGAUGUAACAUUUUAAGCGCAAUUCUGCCCCAACUAAAGGCCACAGAACAGAUAGUCACAACAGGCUCUCCACAACAGACAGGAUUAACAGGUUCUCCACAACAGACAGGAUUAACAGGAUCUCCACAGCAGACAGGAUUAACAGGAUCUCCACAGCAGACAGGAUUAACCACAGACUCUCUACACCAAACAGGAUUAACAACUGACUCUUUACAGUCGUCAGGAUUAACAACAGACUCUUUACAGUCGACAGGAUUAACAACAGACUCUUCACAGUCGACAGGAUUAACAACAGACUCUCCCCUACAGACAGGAUUAGCAACAGACUCUCCACAACAGACAGGAUUACCAACAGAUCCUCCCCAACAGACAGGAUUACCAACAGACUCUCCAUAACAGAUAGAAUUUACAACUGUCAACCUACUAAUAACUGGAAUUCCAGGAAAAGGCCUUAAAUAACAAGCAGGAUUCAUAACAGGCUCUUCACGACAAACUGAAUAAUCAAAGAAAAAUCAAUGGAAAAUAAGAUUUUAUUAAUGACGAAUUUGAUAACGGUUUCUUUCAGUAUUAUUCUAAAAAAAUUUGAAAAUACAAAAUUUUGAGCAUUUAAAGAA